Molecule: messenger RNA, 6685 nt
Organism: Electrophorus electricus (electric eel)
Lineage: Eukaryota; Metazoa; Chordata; Actinopteri; Gymnotiformes; Gymnotidae
Gene: adgrb2
Product: adhesion G protein-coupled receptor B2
Biological process (GO): cell surface receptor signaling pathway; negative regulation of angiogenesis; G protein-coupled receptor signaling pathway
Cellular component (GO): plasma membrane
Molecular function (GO): G protein-coupled receptor activity
Source: RefSeq, a predicted model, not a curated record
UGCGGGGAUCCAGAUGCACGACUGUGUGCAGUAGCCUGUAGACAGCUCGGAUUCCAGCGCAGGAGAGAGCGAAUGCAAAAACAUACUUAAAUCCGAAGAAAGCUGAAAGAGAAGGGCAAAAGAGCCGUGCAUUUACAGCGCCAGCUGCGUACCAACGUGUCUUGAGGUCUUGGAAGUAAAACUGCAACAAAUUCGGAAUAAACGGAUACACGACUGCUGUAGCCGAAUGCAUAGCUCACUCAUGAACUCGUUUGGAAUACAGUGUAUCAGAAUGGAAACGCAGCGUGGAAUUAUCGGCGCUUUUAGCUUGUGAACUGAAGUCCUCUUUUCUUCUGCUUUUGCGCCUUUUUAUUUUGGAUUGUGUUUUAUACUUUCUGUUAUUGGUUAGGUCUGUUAGAUUCUUUCUAUAUUUUAUGUAAUUUGGCAUCCCACAGCAUUUUUUGGUUUUAAUCUUUUCGGUUUCCCGAAGACUAGAGGUUCGUUGGAAGGAUAGAUUGUGAAAAGAUUAUGCGUUACGCUGCUGAAAGGUACUCAUUCUUCUAAACUGAGACGUGUCAUGGAUGACAAACUUCAUUUGUAUCUACGAAACAAAUCUGGGUAUAUCGAAUAACUACUGCUGACAGAGAUCAGGACAAAUGACAUAGGAUGAACACUGCUGGUCAGCUUUGUCUGUCUGUGCUGUCGUCCCUUCUCGCACUGGCCUGGGGGGUGGAGCCGCCGGGCCAGGCUGCCCCCUGCUCCUCCCUGGUGGCGGGGGUCCUGUACGGCUCCUUCUCACUCAGGGACCUUUUCCCCAGCCCCCUUUCCCUGGCCUCGGGGUGCUCGUGGACAAUAGAGAACCCUGACCCCACCAAGUACUCCCUCUAUUUCCGUUUCAACCGCCACGCCGGGGUGUGUCUGGCACUCUCACCGUUGGUCCUGCCCCUGGACCACUACCUUGCCAAUCAGACUUGCGGCCCACCAGAGCCCCCCUCUGCCUCUGACGCAGAGGCAGUGCAGUUGUGCCUGGUCCCUGGGCCUCACACCUUCCUGCAGUUUGACAAGAACUUUGUACAGCUGUGUCUGGCCACCCAGCCUGGCCAGGGCUCUGAGGGUGAUGGGCAAUCAGCGGAAGAGAAGGCACACGUGUCUGCUGAGAUGCUGGACUUCAGACUUGUGGAAGUGCUACUGAUCAACAAUGAGAACUCCAGCCAGUUCACGUGUGGUGUACUGUGCCGUUGGUUCGAGGAGUGCCUGCGCUCCAGUCAGGGACCCAGCUUGGGCCGGACACGGGCCGGAUGCAGCAUCAGUCAGACAGGCUGUGUUUGUGCCAACUCGGGGCCUCCGGUGCCGCUACUGCCCACCACACCCCACAACCGUUCCUUAGACCCUAGUGCCAGUGUGCUGCUGCCCCCGCCUGAUGACUGCUGUGUCACCCAGCUGCAUUCCAAGAAUGCCAUCGCCAUAGCACCCAGGGAGGUGCGACAAGACCCUGAUGAUGAUGAACAGAAGGUGAAAACUCAGAGGCCGAGGUCAGCUGACCAGCCAGGAGUGUUCCAGGCCCAGACAGGUGAUCCAGCAGCAGAGGAGUGGUCUCAGUGGAGUGUGUGCUCACUGACGUGUGGACAGGGCUGGCAGGUGCGUACACGUUCCUGUGUGUCCUCUCCGUAUGGGACGCUGUGCAGCGGCUCACUGAGAGAGACGCGUCUCUGCAACAACACCGCCACCUGCCCAGGUGAGCCAGGGCGUCCCCCAGUUGAGGGCCAGUGGUUGGACUGGGCUACUUGGACCCACUGCUCUGUAUCGUGUGGUACAGGGACCCAGCAGAGACAGCGCCGCUGUAGUGUGUCUGUGCAUGGCUGGUCUGAGUGCAAGGGUCCACAUGCAGAAACACGGGAGUGCACCACCCCAUCCUGUGGUGCUGGAGGAAACUGGGGCGCAUGGAACCCCUGGAGCCUGUGUUCCAAGACGUGUGACUCUGGCUGGCAGCGCCGCUUCCGCAUGUGCGAGGGCACAGGCAUCCAGGGCUACCCCUGUGAUGGCUCCGGGGAGGAAAUUCGUGCCUGCAAUGACAAGAAAUGCCCAGCAUCUCAUGAGAUCUGCAAGGAUGAGUACCAGGUUUCUCUGACAUGGAAAAGAACUUCAGCUGGAGAGACUGUCUACAACAAGUGUCCAUCAAACGCCACUGGAUCUGCUAGUCGUCGUUGUUUGCUGGACGCUAAUGGAGUUGCUUACUGGGGUCCUCCGAGCUUCGCCCGAUGCAUCUCACUUGAAUAUAGAUAUUUACAUUUAUCUUUACGAGAGCAUCUUGCGAAGGGUCAGAGGACCCUGGCAGGGGAGGGCAUGUCUCAGAUCGUGAGGAGUCUCCUGGAGUUAAUGUCCCGUCGCAACUAUUACAGCGGUGACCUCUUAUUCUCCGUGGAGAUUCUCCGAAAUGUGACGGACACCUUCAAGCGAGCAACCUACAUCCCAGCUCCCGACGACGUGCAGAAAUUCUUCCAGAUAGUCAGCUUAAUGUUGGAUAUGGACAACCUUGAGAAAUGGGAAGACGCUCAUCAGGUCUCUCCAGGUGCAGUCCUACUAAUGCGUGUGCUAGAAGACUUCAUCCAUCUCAUUGGGGAGGCUCAGAAGCCAUUCCAGAGCUUUCUAGUUGUUACCACUAACCUCAUAAUAACUAUCCAGCGAGAGCCGGUCUCAGCCGUCUCCAGUGACAUUAACUUCCCCAUGAAGGGGAGGAGAGGGAUGAAAGACUGGGCACGCUUAGCAGAUGACAAGCUCUUCAUCCCAAAAGAGGUCUUCACUCUGUCCUCUGAUGAAUCCGAUGAGGCGCCGUACUUCGUCAUUGGAGCCAUCCUGUUCCGCACCCUCAGCUACAUCCUGCCACCACCAAAAGAUCCACUGGUGAUCAACUCAAAGAUUUUGAGUGUAACAGUACGUCCUCUACCCAAACCCACUGAGCCGGUGGUGGUGGUGGAACUGGUACCUCUGCUGAAUGGCACAUCGGAGCCUCAGUGUGUUGUCUGGGACCACAACAGUCCAGAGGCUGGUGGAGAAAACUGGGACACAGAGGGCUGCCAAACACUCCUAUCCUCAGCACCUUACACUAAAUGUCUCUGCAGCCAGAUCUCUACCUUUGCAGUGUUAUCCCAAAGAGCUAAAGAUCCGGACAUGGGACCCUCCAGCUUCCCGUCCGUGCCGCUCAUGGUGGGCUGUGGGGUUUCCUGCACUGCUCUGUUCAUCCUGUUGCUCAUCUAUGCUGCCUUCUGGAGGUACAUUCGCUCCGAGAGGUCCAUCAUCUUAGUGAACUUCUGCUUGUCUAUACUGGCCUCUAAUGUGCUUAUUUUGGUGGGACAGUCCCAAACACUUAGCAAGGGACUGUGCACCAUGACCGCUGCCUUCCUGCAUUUCUUCUUUCUGGCCUCUUUCUGCUGGGUACUGACAGAGGCAUGGCAGUCUUACCUCGCAGUGAUUGGCAAGAUCAGAACACGUCUCAUUCGCAAGCGUUUCCUGUGCCUGGGCUGGGGCUUGCCGGCCCUUGUUGUUGCUGUAUCUGUAGGAUUCACCAGAGCUAGAGGUUAUGGGACACCAAGCUACUGCUGGUUGUCUCUGGAAGGAGGCCUACUCUAUGCUUUUGUAGGCCCUGCUGCUGUCAUUGUUCUGGUGAACAUGCUAAUUGGAAUAGUAGUCUUUAACAAGCUCAUGUCUAGAGAUGGAAUCUCAGACAAGUCCAAGAAGCAGCGAGCAGGUCCGCCGCUGGAGGCACGUAGCAGGCUGCUCCUCAAAUGCUCCAAGUGUGGGGUGAUCUCCAGCACCGCUCUGUCCAGCUCCACCGCCAGCAGCGCCAUGGCUUCGCUGUGGAGCUCCUGCGUGGUGCUCCCCCUUCUGGCGCUCACGUGGAUGUCGGCUGUGCUGGCCAUCACAGACCGGCGCUCCACCCUUUUCCAGGUGCUCUUCGCUGUCUUCGACUCAGUGCAGGGCUUCGUCGUCGUCACUGUGCACUGUGCCAUGCGGAGAGAGGUCAGUGGGCAUCUCCUUCAGAGACCAGUACAGGAUGCAGUACGCUGUAGGAUGGGUGGAUGUAAGGAUGACAGUGAGAACUCUCCAGAUUCCUGCAAAAAUGGCCAGGUGCAGAUCAUGACUGACUUUGAGAAAGAUGUGGACCUAGCAUGCCAAACAGAGAGAGGACAUCCAUUCAUCUUUAAGGAGGUGAACACCUGUAACCCAGCCACCAUCACUGGUACCCUGUCGCGCAUUUCUCUGGACGACGAGGACGACCCCAAACUCACUUCCCACCAGGAGGGGGUUAACUUCAGCAGCCUACCUGGGAACAUUCCCCCAGCCAACCUCCUGGUACAAGUGCCCCCGCUGAGUACCCUGAAUGAGCUCAGUGAUCAGCCCCUGAAAAAGGAAGUCAACGUGGAGCAGCAGGGGCAGCGCCAGCGCUCUGGACCUGUCUAUUUGUGCACAGAGAGUAGCCUGAGCUGGACCCGUCCAUCGCCUUCCACCCCAGAUCCAGCCGGGGGUGGGUGCAGUGGUGGAGGGGAAGGGGAUUAUAUGGUACUCCCCCGGCGGACAGUCAGCCUCAAGCCCCCUCCCACGACCAAGGAUGAGGGCAAGCCUCGCAACAUCACAGUAGAAGACCCUCCCUUCCCCCCACCCCCCUCACCCAUGACGCUGCACCCGGGCGAGAGCGAGCCCUACCCCGUGGACUUCCCCACUGUGGAUCAUGUAGGUGCAGGCCUGAGUUGUUCCUAUGGUACACUCAAGCAGCUGCCAGCUCUCGCCAGUGCCCACAGCCAGCAGACGAAGCCAGGCCGGCCAUGCAUCAGGCAGAUCCUCGCCUCAAGCACAGCGGAGCGCACCAGGACCCUGCCUCGCAACCUUGGCAGCACCAACACCAACACCAGCCUCUCUGCUGGCUCCCUGGAAAGGAAAAGAGUACGGUACUCUGAGCUGGACUUUGAGAAAGUGAUGCACACUCGAAAAAGACACUCAGAGCUCUACCAUGAACUCAACCACUCCACCAAGUUCCACACCAUAGAUAGGUAUAACAGGGAUCCUGCCAUUUCCACAUUCAAGUUUGACUGUUGCCAGUCAGCAGACCCAAAGGCAUCGAACAAAGAAAAGAGGGAAAAGCGGUGGAGCAUUUCAUCAGCUGGAGGUGAAAAGAAUUCUUCGAGUGAUAACUCCAACAUGGAGGAGCAGCAUUCCUGGGACACCUUUAAGAACAUGGCUCCUGAUCCAUCCUGUGGCUCCAGUGGGCAGAAGGACAGGGUGGAACUGCACAGUAAGACCUGGGACACUUCCUCCGCAAACACCCCAGACACAUCUGAGGGGGACUUCCAGACUGAAGUGUGAGGAAAAGAUUUUGAGAGCCCACCUGCACCCUAAGCACCAGUGUGCCAUCGCUAAUGAGAAUGAACUACACAGAGAGCUAUGCUGAGAAAAACCAGAACUGCUUCCUUAUCGCCGAAAACUCCACUCUGAACUGCUUCUGUUGCUGUGUGGUCUUUCAUUCAACACCAUAAUGCUCGUGUUUCCUAAUUAUCUGUAAACUGAAUUCUACCUGCCAACUUUAUCUGUUUGUGCUAAGACUAUGGUGCGGAAAAUGGGAUUCAUGCAGAAUAGACUGUAGAGGUCAUCUUUUCUUCCUUCUCAUUGCAACUUGUACCAAUUAGGAAGACAGUGCAGGCUGAUCUAACUGCACGUGGAGAAAGAGAUAAUCACCUUGGGGCUGACAAUUUGUCCUGACAUUUUCUUACUUGGCUCAACAGCCAUCUGCUCAAAGGUCCCUGAAGCCGGCACAUUGUAUUGACAUAGACUGCAAGACAAAAUCAUGCCAUUUUAGCCUUUGGAAGUAAUCUGCAGUAAUGGAGAACAUGGUCGACCCUUCCAACUAAAAUGAAAUAACCCUUUAUUGCCACUGUGAUUGAAACUACUUUCUAUUUCCUCAACAAGUUAAGAAAGAAAUAGUGCUGCACACUUUGGUCCAUUUUGGGCCUAUAGGAUGUUAAUGUUCAAAAGACAGUAUUAUUCAAGUUGCAGUCUUUGUCAAAUAAAAGCAUUUCGCUAUAGUUAGCAUUGCCUUGAAGCAUAAAUACAUUAAGUGAAGCAGGUAAGUGACACAUUAUUAUUUUUCAAACUGUCUUUUCGGUUGUCAUGGGGUCCCUUUGCGUUGUCAUGGGGCUCCUUGAUCCCUCUCUUUUAUAAACAAUGUCUACCUGUUUUCUCUUUCUAACCACUCUGUUCUUGGUUUCUGAAGCUGUGUGUGAAAUUUGGUGUGUUGUCUAAGAUUUGAUUCCAGGUUCAAGUCAGAGUUUAAUACAUUUAGCUGUGGGAUAUCUGACUUCACUGGAUGGUGUUCGGUCUGUGGCUUCUGGCUGAAGUGGAGUUUUUCUUCAAUAGCUCUGUUACCCCUGCCCAGCUCAUCACAUUCUGAACUGCACUCUAUGACAAUGCACCCAGAACACCACUACAUUAAAUGCAUUUUAAAUAUACUCCAUACUCUAUCGCUCACAAGAAAAUCUGACGAUUGCCUUACAGUCAGUUUCAUUUUAUGAAACCUGUUUUGAAUAUGUGUGUUUGGGAGCAUGUAAGUAUGCACAUGUUUGUUUGUGUUUGUUGUGUGUGAGUGUGUUGUGACAAGUGUGGUGGACAUGAGCAUUGAAAGACAUGAAAUUUCCUUCCAUGACAUUCAAACAUUUAA